Molecule: messenger RNA, 1122 nt
Organism: Geosmithia morbida
Lineage: Eukaryota; Fungi; Ascomycota; Sordariomycetes; Hypocreales; Bionectriaceae
Product: large subunit ribosomal protein L24
Exons: 2
Coding region: 1-1122 (373 amino acids)
Source: RefSeq, a predicted model, not a curated record
AUGGAGAAACUUGUCAAGCGCACGGUUCAGGCCCAGCGCCAGGCCGGUAGGCGAGCCCACCAGUCCAUCCGACGACACCGCAACACGCAGCGCUGGGAGAUGGUCCGCAUGCUCAAGUCGACAAACAACGAGAUCAGGCAGAACCUGAGCGACGCGCGCAAGGCCCGGUAUGAGGACUGGGUCAUGGGACCGCUCGCCCCCAAGCGCGACCUCGGCUACAACGUCUACGGCACCAUCACCGAGCCUACGCGCCUGACCCACGAGAGCGGAAGCGGCGUCCACAGCAUCAGGCCGCACGUGGUGGCUAAGCGGUGCGAGUGGGCCGGUAGCCCUCACCAGCUCAACUUGGCCGUCGGUGACCGCAUCGUCAUCCUCGAGGGCAGGGACAGGGGAAAGCUGGACCGGAUCGAGAGCAUCAACUCGGAGCUCGGUACCGUUACCCUGAUGGAGAACAACAAGGGCCUUCACAAAACCCCCAUAGGAGACAGGGAGCAGCUCACGGCCCUGCCCAUGUCGAUCGGCGCCAUCCGCCUCGUGUACCCCCUCCCGGACCCGGCGACCGGCACGACCAAGGACACCAUCAUCCACCAGCUCAAGGCCACGCCGCCCAACAUGCAGUCGGAGAACAUGACGCUGGACAGGUGGGAGCACGGCAACAAGUGGGACCGCGUGGUGCCCGGCAUCAACGUCGUGAUACCCUGGCCGGAGGUCAAGGUGCCCCAGUUCGUCACGCACGACGUCGACACGGCCCGCGACCAGGUCGAGGACCGCUCCUUCUACUACAACCUCCUCUCGCCGCCCAUGCCGCCCCAGGCCCUCGACGAGCUCCGCAACAAGUACUCCAAGUUCCGCACCCGCCACGAGGGCUGGUACGUCGCCAAGAAGGAGGAGGAGGCCGCUGCCAAGAAGGGUCGCCACAACCUGCUCCUCGCCAUGCGCACACCCGGCGAGGAAUUGGGCAUCAAGAGGCGCGAGGCCAAGGCCGCCCGCGGUGAGCCCGAGCUCUCCGACGACAUGCUCCUCAAGCUCGGCGAGAUCAUAGCCCAGUCCAAGGCCGCUUCGCUCGAGGAUGCUGGUGUUGCCCAGGUUGCCGGCGAGGGAGAUGAGACGGAGUCGCGGUAG